AUGAACUGUGCAGAUGGGAUGAGCAAUGAGCCACCUGCUCCUGUAUUUCAUAUUCUCUCCGGACCAAUUAGUUCACUUUGUUCUUGUCUCGGAAUUAUCGGUAAUGUACAGUUGCUGAGACUGCUUCAAAGCAAAGCAGCUAACGAAUUCAGUUGCCUAUUUACGGCUUCUGUAAGUGCACUUGCGAUAGCGGACAUUAUUCUUUUGAUCAGCUCGCUUUUUGGCUAUUCCAUUCCGCUAUGCUAUAGUUACUUCGGUUUAAAUUAUGGCAUUAAUUAUUCAGUCCUAAUUGCUCAUAUUGUGGCAUGUGCUUCAAAUACAGCUGCGAUUUGGCUUGUAACUCUAAUUACAAUCCAACGGUAUCGAGCAAUAGCAAAACCUUUCCUAAUGAUGCAAAUGAGAACACUUUCAAUUCCAUCUCCAAGACGUUCAGCCAUCUCCUUAUCGGCAUUGUCGAAUUUUUCGUAUGAAAAAUCAUUUCGAUACUGCAGAUGGCCAAUUCUCGUUAGCAUUUUAGCAGCUAUAUUGAACAUUCCACUCUUUUUCGAGCUAACAAUCACGAAUUGUUCAAAUGACUCAAAAAUUAUCAUUCAAACGCCAUUACGCUAUCAUAUAAUUUAUAAAAUAUUAUAUCGUGCAAUUUUUAAAAGCCUUUUCGAAACGAUUGGCCCAUUUAUUGCUGUUUUAAUAAUUACCAUACUAACACAAUCACUUAUUCAACAAAAUCGAAAUGCACGAACUGAACUUAUGAAUAAAACUUCUAAAUAUAAGCGAGAGGAAACUUCACUGAAGCCGUUUACUUAUGUUGCUGUAACAAUGCGAAAUUAUGAUGUAAUAUUAAGCUAUUACUCAGUCGUUAUUGCUGUAAAAUUUCUCCUGUUUCACUUCCUCGUGCCAGCACUUGACUUAUGGGAAGCUUUAUUGCCGCUUAAUAUUGGCCUAUUUAAUAAUGCUGUAGCAAUAAGUAAUUUUCUUGUACUUAUCGACGCUUGUACAAAUUGUCUAAUUUAUUUGCGCUGGAAAUUCGUUAAAAUGGGUAUUAAAUGUUGCAUAAUGCAAAAGGAAGAGAAUUCAAUCGCUGAUCAAAAACGUUCUUUCAUAAGUACAAAUACUUGA
Molecule: messenger RNA, 1116 nt
Organism: Dracunculus medinensis (Guinea worm)
Lineage: Eukaryota; Metazoa; Nematoda; Chromadorea; Rhabditida; Dracunculidae
Source: the annotation of a GenBank genome assembly